GUUGAAAAGCACGCCAGUCUCCAUAUUGAUGAUAAUGAUGAUGACGAUGAUGAUGAUAAUGAUGAAGAUGAUGAUGAUGAUGAUGAUGGUGAUGAUAAUAUUGAUGAUAAUGGUGAUGAUGAUAACCGUCGAUGAUGAUGAUGAUGAUGAUGAUGAUGAUGAUGAUGAUGAUGAUGAUGAUGAUGAUGAUGAUGAUGAUGAUGAUGAUGAUGAUGAUGAUGAUGANGAUGAUGAUGAUGAUGAUGAUGAUGAUGAUGAUGAUGAUGAUGAUGAUGAUGAUGAUGAUGAUGAUGAUGAUGAUGAUGAUGAUGAUGAUGAUGACAGCGAUGAUAAAACCGAAGAUGGUGAUGAUGAAUGAAAAUUACCGCCGUUAUCCCUACAUUAUGAAAAAUGUCGAUGAUGAUAAUGAUGAAGAUUAUCGCCGUUGGCAACGCAGUAC
Molecule: messenger RNA, 439 nt
Organism: Chara braunii
Lineage: Eukaryota; Viridiplantae; Streptophyta; Charophyceae; Charales; Characeae
Source: the annotation of a GenBank genome assembly